UGAAUAAUGAAUUAGGCAUAAAUAUACAGAUGAUUGCUCGUGUAGUGGCAUCCACAAAGUACAUGGUCAAUUGUUAACUUUUUUAAUAUUUAUGCAGACUCAUCUGAAUGGCAACAUCCGUUAUCAAUACUACUACACCGGAACUUAAACAUUUCGUGGUCGAUCAAGGCCAUGGUGUGAAAGGUCUAGCAGAACUCAAGAUUAAAACUUUACCAGAAUUGUUCAUUCAGCCUCUUCAAAGAAGGCUUGAUAUGACCAAAGUGGUGCCCGAGUUGAUCCCUGUCAUCGACAUUUCAAAAUAUGAAGAUCCAGAGGUAGUGCAAUCUAUAUGUGAUGCAGCUAAGAACUGGGGAUUCUUUCAAAUUGUUAACCAUGGUGUGCCUGUUAGUAUAAUCGAUAAUCUGAAGGAUGCAACACAUAAGUUUUUCGCAUUAUCAACAGACGAAAAGAAGAAAUACUUGUUCCAGAAUAGUCCUACGAAAAAUGUUAGAUUCCUUACGAGUUUCAGACCCGAAGUGGACAAAGCUUAUGAGUGGAAAGAUCACUUGAGUUGUUUCUAUGUUUCUGAUGAAGAAGCAUUGAAAUUUUGGCCCUCUGUUUGCAGGCAUCAGGUUCUUGAAUAUUUGAAGUCGUCUGAAAUACUUAUCAAAAGGCUAUUAGAAGUACUAAUGAAGGGAUUGGGCAUACCAAAGCUCGACAAAACAAAUGAAUCAUUUCUUAUGGGUUCAAAACGUAUAAACCUAAAUUACUAUCCCAUAUGUCCUAACCCUGAACUCACAAUUGGUGCUAGUAGUCAUUCAGAUGUUUCAACGUUAACUGUGCUUCUUCAAGAUGAAACUGGGGGACUUUAUGUUCGAAAACUUGAUACUGAUAGUUGGGUCCAUGUUCCUCCUGUUAAGGGUUCGUUGACCAUUAACAUUGGGGAUGCUCUUCAAAUCAUGAGCAAUGGUCGAUACAAGAGUGUAGAGCAUCAAGUUGUUGCUAACGCGAAUGAAAACCGAAUUUCGGUACCGAUUUUUGUGAACCCAAGGCCAAGUGAUGUCAUCGGCCCGUUGCCGGAAGUGAUCAACGCAGGGGAAAAGGCUUUGUAUAAGCAAGUUCUAUAUUCAGAUUAUGUGAAGCAUUUUUUUAGGAAAUCGGUGAAUGGGAAAGAUACUGUUGAGUUUGUUAAGGUUUGAUUAUGUGCUUGAAAAAGAAGAUGGAAAUUCGAAAUUUAUGUGAAACAAUAAUGUACCCAUAGUCUAAGUUCUUCAAAUGUAUCUCAAGGCUCUGGAAGUUUGAUAGGACCCAAU
Molecule: messenger RNA, 1292 nt
Organism: Lactuca virosa
Lineage: Eukaryota; Viridiplantae; Streptophyta; Magnoliopsida; Asterales; Asteraceae
Source: the annotation of a GenBank genome assembly